CAGGGUGCGAGCAAGGGUCAGGACCAGAAACCACAGAGGAGAGUAGCAUAGCGACCAAGGCAGAAAUUGAUCAAGUUCACAAGAGAAAGAGAAGAGGAAAAGACAGAGACAUACAGACACACACAGAGAAAGAGAGAGAAAGAGAAGAAAAGAAAAGAGAAGUAAGUGUAAGUGCAACAAAGAAUGAACGAAUCCACCACGGUGGAAAGCACUGAAUGAUGAACAUUGCAGAUUUGUACUGGAAGAAAGGCCAUCUUUCGAUCUCUGAAUAUUCAAGGAGUGCGAAGCAUCGCCGGUGAGGCUCGUUGGUGACGGGAUCAGUUCCGUUGAUCGGUCCGUAAAAACUAUCAACUCGUUGCCUCUAACGUUACUGUUUUGUGUUUUGCACGGUGCGAAUUCUUGCUCUGCCCUUUUUCCAUCGGUGACAUCGUCGACGGAACGCGAUGCGACGCGACACGCCGCAGACAACAAACUUGUAUCAUGGACAAUCCCGAUAGCAGCACCUCGAUGGGCAACCCACAGCAAUCUGCAAACGAGAAGCAAGAAGAGGCGAUUCCACCAAAAACUAGCAAAGAAACGGCUGACGAGUCCGGGGAACAAACGAGCCCAGAAGAAGGCAGCGCCGCCGGUGCCCCAAACGCAGCAAAAUCAACAGACGAUGCCGACGAUGUCAAAACAAACGUCGAUGAAAACGCGGGAUCGAAAUCGGAAGGUCCCGGAGAAGGGACCGAAAAUUCGCCAGAGGAGACCAUCAGUGGACCUGUCCCAGAAGAAAAAGAUGGCGCCCCCGAGUCGUCCGAAGAUCCCGAUGUUCCCGCGUCGAAGGAUGGGGAAGCGGCUGCGUCGUCGACCGAAUCUGGCACGCCGAACAAGCAAACUGUGACGCACGCCAAAUCGGGUUCAGACCCACCGGCUGCCGAGACGGCGCCCGAAACGGAGGCAAAAAAUGAGAAAACAGAGACGGAACUAUCCCAACCUACCGUAAAGGAAGAAGGUAAAGAAGGCGGAGAAGAAUCCGCAGCUAUGGAGGUAGAAGAAUCGACCGAGGCCAAAGAACCAGAAGCACAGCCGGCACCAGAGUCUCCCAAACUAAAAGCCGAAAACUCUGCAAAAUCGAACGACAACAAUAGCAGCAACACCAACUACAACAGCAAUACGACCACUUACAGCACACGCGGACGCAGUACGGAAGCGGCAGAAGAAAAACAAGAUCGGAUUCACGAACGAGACUCAUUUGAGGAAUCGCCUCGCCCAAAGGAUCCGUCGGCGGCGUUUUCCUUCUUGGUCGAGGGGACCGAGGAAGAACGCAGGACCAGGACUCGUUUCAUUCCGGAAGUCGAUGGGAUGCACAUGCUACGGAAGCACGAAGUGAAGAGCGAUUUAGCACUGGCACGAUCCCUACCUUCGAUUGUUUCGCCCUCGGGAGUCUUUCAGUCUAGGACCGGGCGGCUUGCUGCAAGCGCUGGACGCAGCAACGAUUCCAUGGACGUAGACGGCGAGGAAAUGAAUCUUGCGGUCAACGAUGAGAACACAACAACCAUUGAGCUUCCUUCUAGCAACCUGACCAUUCCGUCGGAUGUUUUUGUUGCUCCAAAGGGGGUAGUUGUAGGAGAAUCAGGCUCUUCGAUUGCGGUGAAGGAGUUCGAACCAAGGGUUCCUUCACCCUCGGUGGUAGAAUCUGUCACAAAGUUCAAUCCACCGCGCCCUCCCGAGUCUGUUGGGGGGAAGAAAAAACAUCGCAUGAUUCGAUGGGAGCGCAGGCCCGAGGACAUCGAGGUCGACAUGAAAAAUUAUCGAAAAACAGUGCAACGAACACGCCAGGAACUACAGAAAUCAGAAGGCGAAUACGAGCGUCUCGAAAUGGUCGACGCUCAUCUUCGUCGUCACUUCUUGAACCAGUCGGAUUUGCUCGACGAAGAGUACGAAAAGCUGAACGAUGAGAUGGAUCGUGAAGUAGAAAAGUUGAUAAAGGAAUCAGAGCUCAUUGGAUCUAGGACGAGAAGCCGAAACCUCACCAAAGUCGAUGUUGUUAUGAGAGACGUUCUGACUAUGCUCACUAGAAACGAACAGAAAGAUGUUCCCAUGGGUGAAGCUGCUAGCGUAGAUUCGUUUUCAAGCGGCCGAUUCGCUGGUUUCGGGGGUCUAAAUGCCGCAGCAUUUAACGAUUGGGAUCGUUCUACCAAACUAAAAUCCAUGAAACUGUCGAGUUCUUGGCUCGAACCAGGCCAAAAAGUUAAAACUCUUUAUGGUGAAGGUACAGUGAUUGAAGUGAUUCCCCCAGUAUGCCCUCCCUCAAAUGACAAGGCGGUGAUUCCCAUUCAUGGUUCGAAGAAGAGUGUGUUGAGCGAAGAAAAGCUGAAUCGCAUCAAAGCAAAGAAGAAGUAUGACUCUGUGUUGCCACUGAGAGUGAAAAUUCAACUCGAUUAUGGUAUUGGAGUCUUCUCUGCUAGUUCAAUACUGGACAUCGAAAGUCCUGGCCAUUUCACGGAUGCUAAGCUCGCAAAGCGCUGGAAAGGAAUGAUUGACUCUGCCCUCAAGGUAGGACAUUGUAUCGAUGUAGAAGGAAUGUUGCUAAACGAAGACACCAAAAGCGAUGCUCCUGAUGGGGUUUCGAGCGAUGAGUUUUUGCCGGUCGGCGCAACGUUGAUUCCAACCAAAGGUGGAAGAGGCAACUUUUUACAAAACAUGGAUAUUCUAGAUAUAGAAGAGCCUUUGAAGACAGCCCUUUAUGACGGGCAUGGUGUCAUGGGAAGGGUAAGUUGCAGAGAAAAAUGUGUCUGUUGAACAACGAAAUAAAUUUCAGCUUUAUCUCCUAAUAAAAAUGCUUUUCAAUUCGUCUGCAGAAAUCAAAUCCUGGCGUCACCAAAGACAUAAGAAAAUGGGAGGAAGAGGAACAAGAAUAUUUGAAUUUACGAGCAAGCAUUCUUCAGUUGAAAAAUACGCUUACGCGACAGCGUCGGAUUCGAAUUUUGAAUGAAAAGACCGCCAACUCCAUGAACGACCGUUAUGUGCGUGCAGAGGAGUUAGUAUCUGAAAUGAGGUCGGAUCUAAAGAGUUUGAAACGCAGGCUUAGAGAUGAACUUAGCGAGCUUGGAAUCACUGAUACGAUCGCGAAGCAAAUCAUGUUCCAGUUUUAUCAAGGGCACCACGAAGAAGACCAUGGUGACGCAUCGACCCCAAAGCGUCUUCGUCGAGCGAGUAGCAUGAUUGGAGAAAUGUUACCGGACAUUGAUAUGGGCAAUAACAGCGGCGAGGGUGAUACCCGCGAUUCAAUGGAUGAACAGGGUACGGAUGAUCUAUCUGGCGAUGAUCUUGAGACCCACAGGCCAACCAAGAAAAUUCGAUCAGGGGAAUAAGAUUUGCCGAUUCAAAUAACGGGAAAUGGGCACCAUGAAUCACUUUUUUGGAAUUUCAGCCAUGCCUUUGAUAUGACAGUUGAAGAUGUUUCUUUCUUUCUGAACUCUUCAAGUCGUUUUGCAGAUUGGAAUGGGACGUAAGAAGAUGUAAUGAUAGUUAGGAUUAGGAUAUAAAUGAUAUAUGAAUAUUGUAUGUCUUUCAAAGUCCGUCGAAGUCCAUAUCAAUCAUUGAUCCAAGAAUUGAAAUGCAGCAGUUAGCGCAUGACUUUGAUUCGAAAUAGUGGUCAGCUGAUACCAGUAGCACAGAAUUCUAAUUCGACGCAAACGUACAACAUAUGGAAUACCAAACGAAAGAACUUUGAAAUUAUGUGAACUAGAUGAGACACUAGGUAGCCGGGACCAUCACUUCUCGGGAGAAGGUGCUUCUAAGUUUCUGACACUUGGUCCAGUUCGUAUACCAUCGCAUCUUGAGUGACGCUCUUAAGUGGUUGUUUAGUACACAAAGGAGUAAAGUAGCUAUUUGUAG
Molecule: messenger RNA, 3882 nt
Organism: Pseudo-nitzschia multistriata
Lineage: Eukaryota; Bacillariophyta; Bacillariophyceae; Bacillariales; Bacillariaceae
Source: the annotation of a GenBank genome assembly